AAAAAAAUUCAGACAGAGCCCAAAGAGCUGCCCAUCUCACGCCAUCGUGCAAAGGCGAUGGGCUCGAAGCGCCACCUGGCAGAACCCGGCCGAAGACGCCUAAUUGUUAGACUGGUGCUGGGGCUGGCAUUGAUCUAUGGCCUGAGGCAGCACCUCAGCCUGCGCACCGUCGCACACGAACGACUGGUCGCAUUGCAGGCGAUGAGUAGCACCACAACACCGCUGCAAACACCAUCCACCAAGCAUUUGUUCGAGCCGCGCGCCGCCCAGCCUCCCAAAGGACCAUCAGCCGCGACGCGGCGCUUGAUAGUCGCGGAGACGGACACGCUCGUCGCACGUUCCAUGAAAGUAGCGUGGCCGCCAUCGCAAGUCUACGAUGGUGUCCUGUGGCGCCGGGCGCCGCGUUUAGCCCAGCCGCCUGUUGGGGUAGGAGAUCGCAAGGACCCGCGCGCGGCCGUGAGGCGCCUCGACGUCUCGCAGAUCGCCUUCCGGGCGUCGCGGAGACGCGUGCGCGACGCCGAGUUCUUCGGCAACGACCGGACGGCGGCGGCUUUUGUGACGAAAAGAUUGGCAGAGAUCAUCGACAGUGGUGGCGCGCGGAAGAGCUGUUUGCUAGGCGACGACCGGACGAGGCAAAUACAAACGUUGCAGAAGGCGUCUUCCCAGAGAGGCAAUUCAAGAAUCGCCAUAGGUGUGGUCUCGUACGAUCACUUGAGGGAUUUUCCGGGGCUCGACAGCCUGAAGGCAAUCUCAUUAUCAGCAGCAAGGGACGGGGGCUUCCCCGAGGGCUUAUUUGCGUUCGCUUCCGUAGAUGCGGCGACGCAAGCCGCGUUAUGUGCGGUCGGAUUGCCCUCGAUAGCAACUUCUGAUAAAGUCAACGACGAGGGACUGGCCAUCAUCACAAGAGCAUUUAGGGACGCGUCGUUACGAUCCGCCGCGAGGAAUGGACGGAGGUUACGAUCCGCCGACUUGACGGACGCCGACGCCUUCGAAGCUUUGUUGGAAGGUUCUACCCUGGAGGAAGUUCCCGAGGCCGAGACGGACGACAUAAGUGAAGUCAAAACGGUAGAAGUGGCGAAGCCGUCCCUGGUGACGGGAGCGCCGCUCGAUGCAGACGCCAAGUCUCAACACAGCGCGCGGUUCCAGGCGUGCGCGGAUUUAGCGUUCGCUGGCGUCGACUGCGUGGCAUUUGAUGCUUCGAGUGUCUACUUCGCACCGUCUAUUGACGGCAAUUCCGCCCGCGAGGCUUUGCAGGGGGCGGUCGCGAGGAAGCCACCUAGGAAGCCGGCAAACCCCGAGAUCCUGCACGCCGUUUUUCAGGAUGAAAUCAGAAAACCUUGUUUACCCUUUGUCGUCUCAAAGGCCACAAACUCCACGGCCUGGGCCCUGCAUCGGUUGGCCGGGUUGGCUCGCAUCGCCCCCACGCGGGAGCAUCUCCAAAGAGCCGUCGCCGCGACGCUAGGGCUUGGUUCUUCAGACAGGGGACGAUUGGAGGGUGAUGAAGUGGUGUGUGGCGCUAGGCCCCACUUCGGCGGCGUAAAUGUUCAGUCGGAGAGACUCGCGGCCGUCGUACUAAAUGAAGUACCAUCUAAGGACGAGCCGGGCUCGCUGAAACGGAUGAGGAUGGCCAUGGGCCGGCGUUUAUUGGCGUUGGAGCUUGGAUUGAUUACACCUACACAAGUGCCGGACGAGGGCUCGUUAUCUGUCGACGCCGGGGCGGGGCGGGCUUCUACGGUUGUGGUUGAUGCUCAAUGUACUCUGAAGGCAGUUAGAUUAAUCAUAGCACAUGCAAUCGCUGCAUGCCUGGAGACGAACCGCCAACUGCAACUACCUUCUCUCGUAAUAGGGGAAAGGCGCUUCUUCCUCUGGAGUUAUCUCGAUCUCAAGAGUGCGGAAGAUCUAGGGUUGAAAUGGCGGCCGACGCAAUCACUGAACGGAGGAGGCAACGCCUCCGUAAUCUCGGUAGAUGAAAAAACAUUGCGCCUCGCGACGGACGAUGUGCGAGAUCAGCCCGUCGUGGCGUUCGCGCUACCUCCGAAAUCUACGGCGGGUCGCGCGGCGCUCGACCUCGUGCAGUUGCAUCGGCCUCAUACUCUACGCCUGCACUUGCCUUUCUUGUCGCAGCCGCGUCUAGUGAAGAAGCACGCAGACCAAUUGGCGCGCGCGGUCCUCGCGGAAUUAAGGUGGUGCCCGGCGCAUCUGCGGGCCGAGCACGACGCGCGCGUGGCGACGGCCGCGGCGUCGUGCUGGGGGCGGGGCGUGGCCGUUUCGGCCUGAUCCGAUCUCCCGUCCGCCGCCGCGGCGUCGCCGCGGGUAGUUUAAAUGUAUGUUAUGA
Pelagomonas calceolata is the source of this 2335-nucleotide messenger RNA. Lineage: Eukaryota; Pelagophyceae; Pelagomonadales; Pelagomonadaceae. The record is from the annotation of a GenBank genome assembly.